AAGGAUUUCAUCGGCUGAAUGGUAUGCUUUGGUCUCGGCCAAUCUCGGGUUGCUUCUGGGCCUCAUCCAGAUAUAUCAGAACCGAAAAGAUUCUCUAUUUGAAAGUCGCCCCGCCACCAUGGCCAUUUCCCUCGCAGCACUAUGCAUCUUUGUCUUCGCACCAACAGCUCUGCUCAAAUCCAAAGCAGUGAAAGUGGAGGAGGAGGAGCAAACCACUGGGCAAUUUCUCUAUUGUUGUCGAAUCCGCGACAUGAAUGUCCUGAUCCCAGAUGUUGUUACCCUUUCAUGCCUUGUAUCUGUCUUCGUCGCAGAUGGGCUCGUUUGGAUUGUGUUUGUCUCAUGUGCUUGUAUCAUCUCUGCUCUACUCGUGGAAUGGUGUUUCUUGUUUCUAGCCAUUUUCGGAAGAACCAAAUCCGGCCAUGGUGAAUCGGGGCCCAGAAGGGUGUAAUUCUCCAUCUUGCAGCAUUUGUCACAUUUCCACUGUCCCUUAUCCUUAUACGUAUAUGAACCAAGAUAAAAUGUUAG
Molecule: messenger RNA, 525 nt
Organism: Rhododendron vialii
Lineage: Eukaryota; Viridiplantae; Streptophyta; Magnoliopsida; Ericales; Ericaceae
Exons: 2
Coding region: 119-448 (109 amino acids)
Source: RefSeq, a predicted model, not a curated record